Molecule: messenger RNA, 1995 nt
Organism: Photinus pyralis (common eastern firefly)
Lineage: Eukaryota; Metazoa; Arthropoda; Insecta; Coleoptera; Lampyridae
Product: proclotting enzyme-like
Exons: 7
Coding region: 164-1801 (545 amino acids)
Biological process (GO): proteolysis
Molecular function (GO): serine-type endopeptidase activity
Source: RefSeq, a predicted model, not a curated record
UGAACAAAACAAGACUUUUAAAUAUCGGCUAUCGGCAUUGGCACCGUCUGAGAGUUUAUCAAGUGAAAUUUGUUUUAACGAAAGUAAAAAGCCUACCUAUGCAUGUGUAUGCAGUGGGAGAAAUUUACUGCUUAAGAAGGGAGAAAAACAGUCACUUUCUUUGAUGCUCUUGAAACAAAUUUGGGUCAUUGUUGACUUUCUGUUAAAGUAUUUAGUAGUGUGCGGUGUCGAAUGUUGUUCUUUGACUUUACUUUUCAUAAUGCACGUUUGGAUCUAUUGCGCGGUUGGCUCGUUACUGAUUAUCGUAAAUGGUUCGAAUAAUUUCUACCGUACCAGACCUAGCUAUAGGUACUUUGCAUAUAGUGAACCUGUUGAAAGAAGAUGGGUACGAAUCCCUCAGCCACGCAGUACGAAUGCGGAAGAUGUCGAAUCUGGAAGACAUUUUGGACCAGAGACCUUAUCGGCCAUUUCAGAAACGUUAGGUGCUAUAAACACCGUUGGUAGAUAUAUAAUUAACAUGACUCGCGGUGGAGAAGACACGGACCUCCCCGACGAUGUUCCAGGUGCCAUUUAUACGAUAUCAAAAAAUGUUCUGGGCAGAAACGUCACCGAUACCAUAAAACCAUUGGUAUCGCCAUUAGUUUCACCUUUGGUUAGAGAAACACAUUCUACAAGUUAUCAACAGAAACCGCAAACCACAGAUGAAAGUGAAAAUUAUCCAAGAACGUGUACCACGCCGGAUGGUACUAAUGGAUACUGCGACGAUUUGAGCGACUGUCCUCAGUUACUUUUAAAUCUCAGCAAUUUGCGGCAGUCAUUGUGUUUUAAAAGUAUUUUCGUACCCGGAGUUUGUUGUCCCAGACCUGUAGGUCACGUGGUACCUGUCCCUAAGCCUAUAACGACGACGCCCCCUACUACUACCACAAUUAGCGCUGUUGCGAAAACCUCACCCACAAUUCCCGCGCCCAUAGUAUCGUCUACUGCGGCCCCAAUUUCUGCAUUCGUCGGAAGCAUUGUCGAUCCUGAAGAUUGCGGGCAGCCGGAGACAGCGAACUUCAGGGUUGUUGGUGGGGAAGAAUCCUUACCAGGGCGAUGGCCAUGGAUGGCUGCUAUAUUUUUGCAUGGUAAUCGUCGGACGGAAUUUUGGUGUGGAGGUGCACUUAUCACCGCUAAACAUGUGUUAACAGCAGCUCACUGUACCAAAGACUCCCAACAACGACCGUUUGCAGCUCGACAGUUUACAGUUAGGUUGGGCGAUAUUGAUCUGAAAAGAGAGGACGAACCCUCUGCUCCGGUUACGUACAAAGUUACCGAAGUUAGAGCUCACCAUAAGUUUAGUCGAGUAGGUUUCUACAACGAUAUUGCCAUUCUAGUGUUAGAUAGACUAGUUCGAAAGUCAAAAUACGUGAUUCCACUUUGUUUACCACCCCCCCAGUUGAGGAAUGAGAAAUUUGCAGGACAGCGUACAACUGUCGUCGGUUGGGGCACUACAUAUUAUGGAGGGAAAGAAAGUACAACUCAAAGACAAGCGGUUUUACCAAUUUGGAGAAAUGAAGACUGUGACGACGCCUAUUUCCAACCGAUAACUUCAAACUUUAUAUGCGCAGGUUAUUCUCAUGGAGGAACAGAUGCGUGUCAGGGAGACUCUGGCGGACCCUUAAUGAUUUAUUGGGACACUCGUUGGAUACAGGUGGGAGUAGUCUCUUUUGGCAACAAGUGUGGUGAACCGGGUUAUCCUGGUGUUUACACGAGAGUUACUGAGUACUUAAACUGGAUAAAAGAUCACACUAAGGACAGAUAGUUUAAGGAGAUAUAUUUCAUUUUUAUACUGUGAUGAAUAGCUUUACAAUAAGUCCGUAACGUAUGAUCCAACUAUUUACCAAAGGGUAUACACCCAUACUGUUCGUAUUUAAUAAUAUUUAUGUCCAAGUAAAUUAUUGCUAUCGAUAGUCGCGAUUAGAUGUACAUGAAAUAAAGUUUCUAUGAUCUUGCGUA